Molecule: messenger RNA, 1142 nt
Organism: Cydia strobilella
Lineage: Eukaryota; Metazoa; Arthropoda; Insecta; Lepidoptera; Tortricidae
Exons: 2
Coding region: 1-984 (327 amino acids)
Biological process (GO): regulation of gene expression
Cellular component (GO): chromatin; nucleoplasm
Molecular function (GO): RNA binding
Source: RefSeq, a predicted model, not a curated record
AUGGGGACUCGGAGCAGGAGGGCCUUCAUCGCCCUGUUCGACCUGCUCCGAGUCCCCAUUGUUCCGGCCCCUGCCGGUGACGCCCCCGGCGAAGAGGCCUCGCAGGCGGAGGGCGAGGCCGCUGAGGCCGGCGGCGAGGCACCCGCAGAGGAUACCAAGGAGGAGAAGGUUGAGUCCGGUAAACUGCUGGUGGCGAACCUGCCUGCGAGCUACCUCUUCGACUACCAAGACAGGCUGAAGGAGCUGUUCUCCAAGUAUGGGGAGAUUAAUGCCAUCAAACGUGGUCCUAUCAUUGUUACUGAACAGACUAUAACGCCGACACUUUCGGCUAUAGUCGAAUUCAAAAACAAAGACAGCCUGGAUAAGGCCCUCUCCGAGCAAGGGCUCGUCAUCGACGGUUCCCGUAUCUCAGUGGCCGUCGAGUCGCGCGCUGAGACUGCCGUGCUCGUCGGCGUGCCGUACGAGGCGGGCACGGAGUACGUGCGUCGACUCUUCAACCAGUGCGGCGAGGUGGCGCACAUACAUGAGUUCAGCAAGACCAAGUACAAGAUCCUCCGGGUGACGUUCCACAAUAAGGAGUCCGUCGAGAAGGCCCUGAAGCUGGACCGCGAGCUGCGCGUCAACGGGUUCCUGGUGACCGUCUUGAAGUACCGCGACGAGGACGAGCAGAAGGCGCACUCCGCCAACGCCAACAAGAACAAGCGGCAGCACCCGCAGCAGCAGAACCGCAACGUAAACGCUAACACCAAUGUCAGCCCCAACGCCAAUCCGAACCCCAACCGCCAGAACAACUACCGGCCUCGCGGUGGCGCAUUCAACGCGCGCGGCAACUUCAGAGGCGGUCGCGGCCGCGGCGGUUUCCCCACGCGCGGGUUCCCGGCUCGCGGCGGAUUCGGCGCACACGUAAACAGCUACGCCAUCCCCGGAUUCAUGGGCGGUUUCAUGAACGACGGCCAGCGGCCGAACAAGCGGCCCCGGCUGUAAGCGGCCCUCAGAAUCCGUGUGUGUGCGUCCUACAGACUACAGUGACAUGUUACUUGGAGUAUCAUAUAAUAAAUCUAGCGAAUUGUAUUUACAUAAGUGCAUGGAAUAUAAGAGUAAGUUAUUGUCUUUUUGCAGGUAAUAAAUACUAUUACUAACAA